Fusarium coffeatum is the source of this 2115-nucleotide messenger RNA. RefSeq lists its product as uncharacterized. The coding region runs from base 1 to 2115 and encodes 704 amino acids. Gene Ontology annotation, molecular function: monooxygenase activity; FAD binding; lyase activity. The transcript is spliced from 9 exons. The record is from RefSeq and is a predicted model, not a curated record. Lineage: Eukaryota; Fungi; Ascomycota; Sordariomycetes; Hypocreales; Nectriaceae.
AUGACAGACACAGCAAAGCCUUUGAACGUGUUGAUUGUUGGAGCGGGUAUCGGUGGACUCACCGCGGCACUUGGCCUGCGCAAACAAGGUCACCAUGUAACGUUAUUCGAGCGAUCACAGUUGGCGAGGGAAGUCGGUGCUGCUAUUCACCUUGCACCAAAUUGUCAUGGUAUCCUUCGAAAACUUGGGGUUUACCCUGAGACCUUUGGUGCCAACCCUGUUGAGGGAAUUUGCGAACAUACUGCUACCGGCGAGACCAAGUUUGACAUGAACUUGACAGGACCUUUAUCAAUCUGGGAAAAUCCAUGGGUGCUUUCUCAUCGUGUCCGUCUCCACGAAGAGCUCAAACGCUUAGCCACAUCUUCCGAAGGAGCCGGCACGCCAGCUGUCCUUAAGACGUCCAGCCCAGUCGUCGAUGUCGAUCCGUCAACAGCGACUGUCAAGUUCGAAGAUGGUACCUCAGUAUCUGGAGAUCUCGUUCUCGGUGCCGAUGGCGUCAGCUCAAUAACUCGAAAUAUCGUUGCAGGCUCAGAUAUCAAACCCUUUGGUUCAGGAAAGAGCGCUUUCAGAUUCUUGGUUCCUCACGAUGUCAUCCGCAAAACGGAAACAACCAAGGUUUUCACCGAGCGCACGGGAUUUAUGACGAUGUGGAUGGGCGAUGAUCGCAGAUUGAUUAUGUAUCCUUGCUCAAACAACACAUUCAUGAACUUUGUCGCUAUUCACCCUAGCGAGCUUUCUGCUGGCGCAAACAAGACUUCUGGUUGGGGCCAUGGUGGUAGUAAGGAAUUGCUACGAGAGGUGUACAAGGACUUCGAGCCACGAGUCCAAGCACUCCUAGAACUAGUGGACGCCGAUGAACUGAAGCUUUGGACUCUUCUUGAUAUGGACCGAAUUCCAACCUGGCACAAGGAGAGGCUGGUACUUCUCGGAGACGCCGCUCACCCAUUCUUACCCCACCAAGGACAAGGUGGAGGCAUCGCCAUCGAAGACGCAGCCUCACUAGCAGCUUUACUACCCCUCGGCACAACCCCGGACGACAUCGCAUCACGAUUAUCACUUUACGAGAAGAUUCGAGAUGAAAGAGCCCACAAGGUCCAAGAGUUUACGAGAAUGGCGGGUGAGGAUCUUCAUGGCGAGAAACGCGCUAAGUUCAACAUCUACCAAUUCCUCAAUUAUAACUUCGAACACGACGAGUGGCACAAUUCUACCAAGGAACUCAAGGAUCAUUUAUACGCUCAGAACAAGAACCUUCACUGGAAAUCACCAUUAUCCUUCGGUCCUGUACCAAGUCCACGACAGGAUAUUAUGGGCCAUCGCCAUGACGGCGCAAACUCAACUUUCACCACAUAUUCCGUUCGCUUCAAGUCCUCAGCAACAUAUCUCAAAACUCUCUUUCCCACACGCCAAUUCAGCUUCUUCAAGACCGGGACUGUCGCAGAAGCUACCUUCGCCUGUACCGAGCUGAACGGUAUGAAGUGGUUGGGUGGUGGCGGAUACAGAUACUUCGGUUUCUGGAUUCAUGGCGUACAGUAUGAGAAGAAAGAUGGAAGUAAGAUUUAUGGAUCUUUCUUGGCUGUUCUCCUGGAGAAUCUGGCGGAUCCUAUCAUCUCAGGAAGAGAGGAACUUGGAAUGCCAAAGUUGUAUUGCGAGAUCGACGUGAAGGAGAAAGAAGCCGCUACAAAUAUCCAAUGCAGUUGGCGUGGGACCAAAUUCGUCGACAUCUCGAUCAAUAAUAUCAGCGAGUCCACCGGUCACACAAACGGUACCAACGGCGCACCCAAACCAUCAGGACCACCCGGCGCUCCGCCGUUACCCGAAGAGCAAGGCCAACUAAUCUACCGCUAUGUCCCUUCCGUGGGUAACCCGGGUGUUCCUGACGCGGCCUACCCUGUGUUUAUCGAGGAAGGCUUGGAAAGCACCCCUCGAAAGGUUGAGAAGAGUUUAGUUGGAACUGGCGCAGAAUUGAGUUUGACCGCUGGUACAUGGGAUAGCCUGCCGACUCUGAAUCAUAUCGCUACUGGUCUUUCGGAGAUUCCCGUGUACGGAGUUGUCAAGAGUAAGGUCGAGAGUGGAAGGGGUGUGGAUGAUAUUUCUCAUGCGAAGAGAGUUGAGUAG